GUUUUCGUAUCUUUUAAACCAUGGAUAUCAGUGGAAAUGCAUUCAUCGUAGGGGGUGGCAGCGGUAUAGGAAGAGCUUGCGCCCUUGGCCUUGCCAAAGACGGCGCUGCUGGUAUCCUUAUCGCGGACAUGAACGUUGAAGCUGCGGGCCGCGUCAUUGCUGAAUGCAAAUCUGUGGCAACCGCUAGCAACUUUCGUGCUGAGGCAAUCCAAAUCGAUAUCUCGCAGGAAGAGUCGGUGGCAAAGGCUACCAGCUACAUGGUUGAGACUUUCGGAAGGAUUGACUACUGCAUCAACUGCGCAGGGAUUGGCGUUCAGAUGCCACUAAACAUAGCUGAAGCAGACCUAGGCGAGUUCAGCCGCUUUCUUCGAAUCCAUGUGGAGGGAACGUUCCUGCUGGUGCGCAGCGCCUGUGCCGUGAUGCAACGCCAGGAACUGAAGCCGAUCGACGCCGCAAACCCGGGCCGAGGAGGGACUCGUGGCUCGAUUGUGACUCUGGGCUCGGGAAAUUCCUUCGCAGCAGCUCCUCACUUGGUGCAAUAUACGGCUGCUAAGCACGCGGUACUGGGUGUGACCAAAAACGCCGCUCUGGAUAACGCACCCUACGGAAUCAGGGUCAAUUGCGUCUGUCCCACGUGGGUGGAAACCCCGAUGAUCCAAAGUGCGCGGGACGGCGGCAUGGACAUUGACAGCUGGGUCAACAAGGUGGUGCCUUUGGGCCGGAUUGCUACUGCGGAAGAGGUGGCGGAUUCGGUGAUCUUCCUCUGCAGCCCGAGGGCCAGCUACAUGCUCGCCACAAGCGCUGGUUAUGUCAACACAUUCCCAGCUCCCGGUCUUCGACGCACCGUCCGACACAUCACUGGCCACAACGCUGAGGGCAAGGGCGUAUUCAUCAAGACUGACUGUGGUGACCACCACCGUGUAAUUGGUAACGACCAAGCUCUUGCCAACAUCAUCUACUCAACCAAGGAGACUCCCGUUGAGAUGAACGGCGAUGUUGACCUGAAGUUUGCUUUGGAGAACGAGCCUCCUCUGCACUACCACAACGGCUCUGUUUGCCGCAUGAUUGACUUUGCCCCUGGCGUUAUUUCUCCUAUGCAUCGUGCCGUGUCGCUCGACUAUGGUGUCGUUAUCGAGGGAGAGUUCAAGCUGAUUCUUGACUCUGGCGAGUCGCGAAUCCUGCGCCAGGGCGAUGUCAGCGUUCAGCGUGCCAGUGCCCAUCAGUGGGAGAACAUCACUGGCGGCGGUCUUUUGCCUGGUCGUAUGCUGUGGGUUCUGCUUGACUGCAAGCCUAUUCUUGUUGACGGAAAGCCACUUGGAGAGGAGCUUAACGAGCUUGCACCAUACUAUGAGAACCGAUAAGCGGGUUUUUAUUGUAUUAGGGGACUGCAUGUAUUCUUUAUAGAGAUUUUCUACACGUGGGCUAGUUAUUAAUGGCCCAGAAUUGAAUACUACUCAUCAAUUGCGCUAG
Trichoderma asperellum CBS 433.97 is the source of this 1470-nucleotide messenger RNA. RefSeq names its product putative secondary metabolism biosynthetic enzyme. Lineage: Eukaryota; Fungi; Ascomycota; Sordariomycetes; Hypocreales; Hypocreaceae. The record is from RefSeq and is a predicted model, not a curated record. Gene Ontology annotation, molecular function: oxidoreductase activity.